Molecule: messenger RNA, 465 nt
Organism: Ipomoea nil (Japanese morning glory)
Lineage: Eukaryota; Viridiplantae; Streptophyta; Magnoliopsida; Solanales; Convolvulaceae
Product: formin-like protein 2
Exons: 2
Coding region: 51-383 (110 amino acids)
Source: RefSeq, a predicted model, not a curated record
GGCCGACUCCUGCUCCUGAGGUCCUGCCUGAGUCCGAGCUCGAGCUUACCAUGGCUACGCCGAGAGGAGAUAUUCCCUUGAUGGGUGAUCGGGCUGCAGGAGACGUUCCCUUGAUGGGUGAUCGGGUUGCGAGAUACCGAGAGAGGGAUCGAGAGCGGAAGCGCCACAGAGCUGCUGAGGGGAGUGAGGCCUCGAUGCGUCUUCGUACUACUGGGCCGGCGAUCCCACCUCGUCCUAUUAGGCCAGUGGCUCCACCGCCUCCACCCCCCCGCCCCAACGCGGGCACCUCUUGUUCCUCCGCGCCAGCCAGGACUGGGCGAUCUCCCGCGCCUCCGUACGCUGCUCCAGGACUUGGUUACUUCUCGAGGAUCGGCUGUCGCUGAUGAGGGGGCCAUGUAUAACCAUCUGAUAGAGGUGAGUCCGUUUUUGGUGUCAGAAAGACUUUGUGGUUCCCAUGUUAUCUCU